AUGCAUUAUCGGCUUGGACGUAUACUUCGUUUAAUUAUUGGACUUGCGCUUCUUAUUUUUAUUGUGCCUUUUCUUAUGUCCAAACUUGAUUCUGGUACUAAUCAAUCAAUAGUUGAAGAAAAUAAAGUUGAUUAUUCAAAUAGCAACAAAGCUAAUCGAGAAGCUUCUAAAGUUCGAAAUCCAUCAAAAAGUGAUAGUUUACAACCAAGAAUGAGUAAUUCACUAGGAAAUUAUGAACCAAAAGAUAGACCACUACAAUCAGGUCCAGGCGAAGGAGGUGUUCCUGUAAGAGUUUCUUCUGCAGAAGAACAAGAAGCACAACGAACGAUAGCUCAAUAUGGUUUUAAUAUGGUUGCUUCCGAUAAAAUAUCCAUGGAUAGACAAAUUAAAGAUACAAGACCAGAUGAAUGUAAAUAUUGGAUAUAUCCUGACGUACAACACUUACCAACAGCUUCUAUAAUAAUUGUUUUCUUCGAUGAAGGUUGGAGUGUUUUAUUACGUACUGUACAUAGUGUAAUUAAUACAUCACCAAAAGAAUUACUUAAAGAUAUAAUUCUAAUCGAUGAUGGUAGUAGUGAUCCUGCUCUACUUGAACCAUUAGAAAAAUAUAUUCAACGUUGGACUGGUCUUGUUAAGCUUUACCGAACUGGAAAACGUAUCGGUUUAAUUGCAGCACGUACAAUUGGUGCAGAAAAAUCGACUGGUGAUGUUAUUAUUAUACUUGAUGCUCAUUGUGAAUGUGUUGUUAAUUGGCUUCCACCGUUAUUAACACGUAUUGCAAUUAAUCGUAAAGCAUUAGCUGUUCCUAUAGUUGAUGGAAUCGAAUGGAACACUUUAGAACAUACAAAUAUAUAUGGUUCAACAAAUUUUCGAGGAAUUUGGGAAUGGGGAUUUCUAUAUAAAGAAACUGAAGUACCAGAACAAGAAUUAAAAAGAAGAAAAUAUUCAUCCGAACCUUAUUGGUCGCCAACACAUGCUGGUGGUUUAUUAGCUAUUGAUCGUCAGUGGUUUUUUGAAUUAGGUGCUUAUGAUCCAGGUAUAAGAGUAUGGGGAGCCGAACAAUAUGAAUUAUCAUUUAAAGUUUGGCAAUGUGGUGGUGUUGUUGAAUGGGUACCAUGUUCUCAUGUUGCACAUGCAUAUCGUGGUCCACGAAGUCAUUCAUCUCAUAUACCGGAUACAAGUCCAUAUCAAACAUCUAUAAAUCAUAUACGUUUAGCUGAAGCAUGGAUGGAUGAAUAUGCUGAAUAUUAUUAUAUACGUGAACCAGCUAUUCGUAAAUUAGAUUUUGGUGAUAUAUCAGAACGUAAACAAUUAAGAAAUAAAUUACAAUGUAAACCAUUUAAAUGGUUUAUGGAAAAUAUUGCUUAUGAUGUUUUACAAAAAUUUCCACCACCACCAAAAAAUGUCGUUUGGGGAGAAUGUAAGAAUGUUCAACAUUCAGUUUGUUUAAAUGAUCGAGGAGCUUCAUUUGGUCAACCGAUUGGUGUUAGUGGUUGUUAUAGACAACAAGUUUGGCGUUUAAAUGAAGAAGGUGAAAUAUCAUCCGGUGAACAUUGUUUUAUAUCUGAUCAUGAUAUAGUUAAAAAGAAGUUUUGUUUGGAUCAUCAUGGUCGAUGGAAUCCAGUUGGUGAAUGGCAAUAUGACAACGUAACGAAUGAAAAAGAUAUUUCUUAG
This is a messenger RNA of Rotaria sp. Silwood2, 1674 nucleotides long. Lineage: Eukaryota; Metazoa; Rotifera; Eurotatoria; Philodinida; Philodinidae. The record is from the annotation of a GenBank genome assembly.